UUUGUUUCAAGUUUUAACCCUUGGCAAAACGCAACGGUAGGCACCACAACACAGCGCGAGAAGCAGCUUCAGUUUCACUCUUUCACUAAACGAUGGGAGACUUCACGGUUGCGUUAAACCCUGCCAAAACCUUCCGCUCCGAGAUUCUCCCCAUCAAUCGCACUUCCCCGGCGGCGCUUAGGCCCGCCACCGCAAUCUCAUUCAAAUCGCACAGGCUUCGAGGCCCAGCAAUUCGCGCUUCGGUGAUGCCGAGAGAGGGUCAGCAGCAGCAACAACAACCCGCUCUUCUCAGCAGUCCUCGCAAAAGCGAACUCGCUGACGUCAUCAGAAGAAGCGCACUCUCCAACUGCCUCUCCGAAACCAACCUCCACGCCACCGUUCCCGGUCUCCAGUCCAAAACCCGUGGCAAAGUUCGAGAUAUUUACGACGCUGGUGACCAUCUCGUUUUAGUGACCACUGAUCGUCAGAGUGCGUUUGAUAGGAUUCUCGCUUCCAUUCCUUUCAAAGGCCAGGUUCUCAAUGAGACGAGCUUGUGGUGGUUUCAAAGAACUAAGCAUAUAGUUUCUAAUGCAGUUGUAUCUGCUCCAGAUAAGAAUGUUACAAUAGCUAAGAAAUGUUCAGUUUUCCCAGUUGAGUUUGUUGCUAGAGGAUUUGUCACUGGAAGUACCGAUACAUCGCUAUGGACUGUCUACAAUAAUGGCGUUCGGAACUAUUGUGGAAAUGUCCUUCCAGAUGGAAUGGUAAAAAAUCAGAAGUUGCCUGAAAAUAUACUCACUCCAACAACCAAGGCUGCAGAUCAUGAUGUUCCUGUCACUCCAGAUGAGAUUAUAGAAAGGGGACUGAUGACUCGAGCUGAUUAUGUAGAAGCGAGUGAAAAAGCAUUAUGCUUAUUUGAAUAUGGACAGCAAGUGGCUUUGGAGCAUGGCCUCAUAUUGGUAGACACUAAGUAUGAGUUUGGGAAGGCAAAUGAUGGUUCAAUUAUGUUGAUCGAUGAGGUCCAUACUCCUGAUUCAAGUAGAUAUUGGAUUGCCGGUUCUUACCUGGAGCGCUUUCAAAAUGGUCUCGAGCCCGAAAAUAUUGACAAGGAGUUCUUGAGGCUGUGGUUUAAAAGUCACUGUAACCCAUAUGAAGAUGAGGUCCUUCCUGAUGCUCCUGAAGAUCUUGUUUGUGAAUUAGCCUGGCGAUACAUUUUCUUGUACGAGACUAUAACAAAAUCAAAGUUUGAGGUGCCAUUGACCGAGGAGCCUAUACAUGAUCGAAUUUCACGAAAUGUUGCAUCUGCACUGUCAUCUUUAAAGUAGCCUGGGAAUUUUAGUGCCCUCCUGUAGCUCUGUAUUUUAAUCCCUUACUAUAAAUUAUAUUAAUAACUUAAAUUAAUGGAGAACUUUUCCAAACAAGUUUCAAUGCUUUUCAAGGCAAUCUAGUUUCUAGAUUGUCAUGAAGACAGUUUUAGAAAUUGGACAUCUUGGGAUUUUAUUUUUUUUCCUUUUAAAGAAUAAUGAGAUGUUUCUGAAAGCAGAGCCCAAUGUGUCCUUUGCCUUGUAUAUUUUCCUUGUGACAGUAUGAGAAUUAAUAAUUAUCUGUUCAGUAUGAGGAAGUAUUUAUGCCUGUUA
This is a messenger RNA of Cajanus cajan (pigeon pea), 1613 nucleotides long. RefSeq names its product purin 7 (gene PUR7). Gene Ontology annotation, biological process: 'de novo' IMP biosynthetic process. NCBI's taxonomy places the organism in Eukaryota, Viridiplantae, Streptophyta, Magnoliopsida, Fabales, Fabaceae. Gene Ontology annotation, cellular component: chloroplast stroma; cytoplasm. The record is from RefSeq and is a predicted model, not a curated record. Gene Ontology annotation, molecular function: phosphoribosylaminoimidazolesuccinocarboxamide synthase activity.